AUGCCCAACCUACGGUCAUAUUUUCUCGACCUCGAAGGCUGUCCGCAGAUAAACACCGUGCAGUUGGAAAAAUCAGCAAUGGAGACAAAAGAUCUGGUGGUAUCUUCGCCUCCAAUAGAACGAUCUGAGACCGAAGAUGAAAAUAGGGGGAAGCGACCGCCGCCACUGUGGGCGAAACUCUUUGCCGUGUUCCUCAUAUCUUGCAUCAGCUUUGGGUCUCAUUGGAGUUCAGGUGUCACAGGCGCAAUGAAAAGCACCAUCAAAAAGAAAAUGCACAUAUCUAAUACUCAAUUCUCCCUCCUAGAAGCGAGUGAGAACUUCAUGGCGACCUUACUCCUGCUCGUCAGUGGGGUGAUUACAGAUCGCGUUGGAGGCGCCGGAAUGAUUGUAUAUGGAAAUAUUGUAUACACCAUCGGAUCGAUCCUGGUCGCUGCCGCAACGACCGUUCGUGCCUUCAAAUUCAUGAUCGGGGGCCGCGUCAUCCUGGCAUUGGGAGAUAUCGCCACGCAGAUUGCCCAGUACAAGAUGUUUUCCUCAUGGUUCCCACCCAGCAAUGGAUUUGCCUCAACACUUGGAUUUGAGCUCGCUAUUGGAAAAAUCGGUGGUUUCGUUGGAAAGUCCACAGCCAAUGUCAUUGCAAAGAACACCGGGAACUUUUCUUGGGUCUUCUGGACCUCUGUCUUCAUGAACUUGUUUACCAACGCUGCCACCCUCGUUUUCUGGUUUUUCAACCGCUACUGCAACGACCAUUAUAGGGGCAGACAGGAUGCAGCGACUAAGGAACCCUUGACAGAGAAAAAUAAGAAAUUCGAGUUCCAGAAGAUGUUCCAGUUGCCAUGGAUGUUCUGGUCGAUUAUGGCAUUCUCCCUCUUUCAGACGAGCACUGCCUCCGUUUUUAGCCAAAAUGCAACCGAACUGGCGGAGAAGCGAUUCAAUGUCGACUCAAUCAAGGCGGGAUGGUAUAGCGCUCUGUCGCAGUACGCAGGGUUCUUUUUGGUACCAUGUUUGGGUGUGUUCAUCGAUGUCCUUGGGAACCGAGCAAGUGUUUUAUGCCUGUGUGGAAUCGGUAUGUUCCUAAGCAUGACCUUAGUGAACUUUGCGACAACCAAAUCUGGAACCGCCGCAUCCUUUGGUAUCUACGCCAUUGCCAUGUCCCUGGGACCAACAUCUGUCAUUGACAGCAUCCGCGCAACGCUUUGGCAUCAAUCGGUUUUUGGGUCUGCGUAUGCCCUCAAGGUUACAAUGAACAACGCGAUGAGCAUUAUUGUUCGCAUUAUCACUGGGGCGCUGCAGGACGCCGACAAUGACUCAUACCGUCGAGUGGUGCGAGCCUAUCUUUUCCUAGCUGCAGGUCUCUUCAUUCUGGCAACCUGGGAUAUUAACCCCUCCAUCAAGAUGAAGCUUCCCCCGGAGAUAAUUCUGCAGAUCAUUGAUGAUACCAUCCCAUCAUCCAAAGUUCCGGUGGCAUUCUCUCCCUCAGACCCUAUCACUCAGACCCUUCGCAGCUGGGCACUAGUCUGCAACUUCACCCGGGCAAAAUCACAAUAUCUCCUUCUCAAACAUUGUCUGUACAUCGACUCUCAUGAGCGUCUCAAGGCCCUUCUCGACAACACCUCUUCACUUGUCUCGCUCCCCUCACCGGGUCUUUUCCUCGCCCCCUUCCCCGAAGAUGAUCUCGACCAUCUCGACAUUGCGCAGCACAUAGAUCAACUAUGUGCCAAAGUAUGCUCUAGCCUAACACGUCUCGUCAUCGACAUGCCACUCCGACGUCUCUAUCCGUAUGAAGACAAGAACCGGGUGCGACCGGUUCUCCGCACCGCAUUCGAACGCCUAACAGCAAUUGAGGAGUUCUGCUCCGCUCAAGACGAGCUCUACCUAGCGACCAUGGAAGAUUCCAGGUCCGAACCCGAGGUCUGGUCACUAUGGCCAGGUCUGCGCCGUUUGGCGCUGUACAAUCUUGCGGUUGAUACACUAUAUUUCUACACGAACGUGACGCGUUGCUCGGCCCUGGCGCAGCUGGUACUGGUACGAGGAGAUGGGUUGACUUAUGUAAUGGAAGACGAAGAAGCAGAAGCCCUGGAAUCGUGGAACUUUGGAUCUCUGCGUCGAGUGGCUAUGGUUAACGUUGAAUACCCGUCUGGGGAGGAUAUGGAGUCAAUGACAAGCUUCUAUGGACGAUUGAUGGCUUCUCGGGCCGGAGAGGGGAGUCGUGUGGUUCCAGGACUGUACGAUGGAAUUGAACUGGAUAUGAUUCUUGUGGACCUGCCUGAAGAUCGGCAAGAUGACGAAAUUGCUGUUUGUCAAGAAUGGCUGAGGGAUUCAGCCAUCAGGGGAGACAUUUGGGAUUGA
Messenger RNA from Aspergillus tanneri, 2349 nucleotides. RefSeq names its product putative MFS transporter. Gene Ontology annotation, biological process: transmembrane transport. Bases 1 to 2349 code for a protein of 782 amino acids. The record is from RefSeq and is a predicted model, not a curated record. The transcript is spliced from 9 exons. Gene Ontology annotation, molecular function: transmembrane transporter activity. Lineage: Eukaryota; Fungi; Ascomycota; Eurotiomycetes; Eurotiales; Aspergillaceae.